UUGUAGUUCUGCAUGUGACUUCUACAAGUUCAAAUCUGCUAGAAAGUUUUAUUUCCUACAGACUGCAUCUGGGAAACAGACAUCGAGAUGACUACCGCUGGGAAUGUGAUUAAAUGCAAGGCUGCAGUGGCCUGGGCACCUAAGCAACCCCUUAGCAUUGAGGACAUCGAAGUUGCUCCUCCGAAGGCUCAUGAAGUUCGUGUAAAGAUGGUGGCAACUGGGAUUUGCCGUUCAGAUGACCAUGUACUAAGUGGAUCAAUCAGUUCUGUGAAGUUCCCAGUGAUUCUGGGCCAUGAAGGUGCUGGCAUAGUGGAAAGUGUUGGCCCAGGAGUGAGAAAUAUAAAACCAGGAGAUAAAGUCAUCACACUCUUCCAACCCCAGUGUGGAGAAUGCAGAAACUGUUUAGAUCCCAAGAGCAACAUGUGCCUCAAAUCUGACAUUGGAAAACAUACUGGAAUGAUGUUGGACAACAGCAGCAGAUUUACAUGCAAGGGGAGGCUAAUCCAACACUUUGUGCAUACGAGCACCUUUACUGAAUACACUGUGUUGGAUGAAAUGGCAGUUGCUAAGAUACAGGAUGAUGCUCCUCUGGAUAAAGUUUGUUUGAUUUCCUGUGGGUUUUCUACUGGUUAUGGCUCUGCUCUGAACACUGCCAAGGUUAAACAAGGAUCCACAUGUGCUGUGUUUGGCCUGGGUGGUGUUGGUCUAUCUGUGGUUAUUGGAUGUAAAGUAGCUGGUGCUGCUAAGAUCAUUGGAGUGGAUACAAACAGUGAUAAGUUUGCCAAAGCUAAAGAAGUAGGAGCUACUGAGUGCAUCAACCCAAAGCAUUAUAAGGAACCUAUCCAUAAAGUGUUGGAAAGACUGACUGAGGGGGGGCUAGAUUAUUCCUUUGAGUGCAUUGGGAACACUAGUGUCAUGGCAUCUGCUCUUCUAUCCACCAACUAUUCAUGUGGAACAUCAGUCAUUGUUGGUGUAGCUCCUUCAGCAGCAGAACUGAACUUGAAUCCUAUGGAGAUACUCACAGGACGCACUUUGAAAGGAGCUAUAUUUGGAGGAUGGAAGGGGAGGGAUUGUGUCCCAAAACUGGUUGCUGAUUUUAUGGCAAAGAAGUUUGAACUGGAUGGGCUGAUAUCUCAUAGGCUACCACUGCAAAAAAUCAAUGAAGGAUUUGACCUCUUGCACAAAGGAGAAAGCCUUCGUACAGUUUUGUAUUUCUGUUGAUUCCACAUUGGAAGUGAUCUUCAGUGGACAGCUUCAAACGUUAUACAGAGGAAUCAACUCUAAGCAUACCUGGAGCACAAAGAUUUAGAGUAUACCAUGAAUAUAGUACUGAAAAGUGAAUUCCAUUUACUAAUUGAAAACAAUAAAAACACUUUCAUAAUGUU
Xenopus laevis (African clawed frog) is the source of this 1385-nucleotide messenger RNA. RefSeq names its product alcohol dehydrogenase 1 (gene adh6.S). The transcript is spliced from 9 exons. Lineage: Eukaryota; Metazoa; Chordata; Amphibia; Anura; Pipidae. Bases 88 to 1221 code for a protein of 377 amino acids. The record is from RefSeq and is a predicted model, not a curated record.